UUUUAUGUAACAAAACUUUCUCCGCCGGCCUAACUACUUCCAGUGGUCUCAACCUCUAAUCACCAUCGUUUUCGAUCUAAAUUAGCCUUAAUUAUGUGCUAAUUUUAAUAAUUAUCCAUCCAAAGUUGAUUUUUGUUAUCAGUUUGUUCGUUUUUGGUGCGUGUUUCGCUUGAUCGAUCCACUACAGGCAACGUUCAGAUCUUUAGUGAUGGCACAACCAGCUGGAAAUUCACGAUGGCUGAGAGGAAAAGUGAAGGCUGUUUUAUCUGGGGACACGUUGGUGAUUAUGGGAAUGACCAAAGCGGAAAUCCCGCCUGAGAAGACUGUUGUGUUGGCUCAUCUUUCGGCUCCAAGACUGGCACGUCGAGGUGGCCAGGAUGACCCGUUUGCAUGGGAUAGCAGAGAAUUUCUACGAAAGCUGUGCAUUGGAAAGGAUGUUGUUUUUAGAACGGAAUACACCAUCCCAAAUUUCUCUAGGGAAUUCUGCAGUGUUUUCAUCGGUACUACAAAUGUCGGAAAUGAGAUUGUUACUCAUGGCUGGGCGAAGGUUAAGGAGGUUAAGGGAGAGGUGACUCCUGAGCAUACUGAACUGUUACGCCUUGAAGAACAAGCCAGACAACAAGGCAUAGGUUUAUGGGACAGGUCCCCCGGUUCUGUUGAUGCUGCUAUCAGAAACCUCCCUCCGUCUGCUGUCGGUGAUCCCAGCAAUUUAGACGCAAUGGGCCUCUUAGCUGCAAACAAAGGCAAACCGUUGGAAGCUAUUGUAGAACAAGUUCGUGAUGGGAGCUCGCUUCGCGUUUAUCUGCUUCCGGAAUUUCAGUUUGUUCAAGUAUUUGUUGCCGGAAUCCAGGCACCAUCAAUGGGACGAAAACAAACACAAGAAUCUACAAUUGCGUCUGAUAUACCGUCUGAUGAACCAAACGGGGACAGUAAUGCGGAAUCUCGUGGGCCCUUAACAUCAGCUCAGAGAAUUACAGCGUCACCAGCCUUUAAUGAAGUUUCACCUGAUGCUUUUGGAAGGGAGGCAAAACAUUUUACCGAAAUUCGUGUGCUAAACAGAGAUGUCCGCAUUGUUCUCGAGGGUGUUGACAAGUUUAGCAAUUUGAUUGGUUCUGUGUAUUACGCUGACGGUGAAUCACCAAAAGACCUCGCAUUGGAGCUUAUUGAAAAUGGAUAUGCAAAGUAUGUCGAAUGGAGUGCGAGUAUGAUGGAAGACGAAGCCAGAAGGAAGUUAAAGGCUGCAGAACUUCAAGCAAAGAAGACUAAGUUGAGGCUUUGGACAAACUAUGUACCUCCAUCUACAAACUCAAAGGCAAUAUCCGACAAUUUCACCGGAAAGGUGGUUGAAGUUGUUAGUGGAGACUGCAUCAUCGUUGCCGAUGAUUCUCUACCGUUUGGCAGUCCAGCAGCUGAACGACGAGUCAAUCUUUCAAGUAUCAGGUGCCCUAAACUCGGAAAUCCUAGAAGAGAGGAGAAACCCGCUCCUUAUGCCCGUGAAGCAAGAGAAUUUCUAAGAACAAGAUUAAUCGGCAAUCAAGUUCAAGUUUCAAUGGAAUAUUCUAGAAAGGUCCCGCUUGCGGAUGGAUCUGCUGCUCCAGCUGGGCCGACGGAUUCACGGGUGAUGGGGUUUGGGUCCGUCUUCUUGUUGUCUCAAGGAAAGGAAAGAGAAGAUGUACCGUCAACAACCCCCGCAACAGCAGCGGGUCAACAGCCCGGUGUAAAUGUUGCUGAGCUCAUCAUUGCCCGUGGGUUAGGCACCGUCAUUAGACAUAGAGACUUCGAGGAAAGAUCAAAUUACUAUGAUAAUCUUCUCGCUGCUGAAUCUCGUGCUACUGCUGGGCGAAAAGGGAUUCAUUCCGCCAAAGAUCCACCUAGUAUGCACGUCACAGAUCUCUUGACGACCUCAGCCAAGAAAGCGAAAGAUUUCCUCCCGUUUCUGCAACGUAAUAGGAGGAUGACAGCUGUCGUCGAAUAUGUCCUCAGUGGUCAUAGGUUUAAACUAUUCGUCCCAAAAGAAACUUGCAGCAUUGCUUUCUCGUUAUCCGGUGUUAGAUGCCCAGGUCGUGACGAGCCUUACUCUAACGACGCUAUUUCACUUAUGAGACGCAAGAUCAUGCAGAGGGAUGUAGAGAUUGAAGUGGAAACAGUUGAUAGAACCGGGACCUUCUUGGGUACAUUGUGGGAAUCAAAAACGAACGUUGGGGUCAUCCUUCUAGAAGCUGGCCUUGCAAGACUUCAAACAGGGUUUGGGGCUGAUAGGAUUCCCGAUGCUCAUCUUCUCGCUCAGGCUGAGCAGUCUGCCAAAAAGCAGAAAUUAAAGAUAUGGGAAAACUAUGUAGAAGGAGAGGAAGUUUCUAACGGUGCAACUAACGAUAAAAAACAGAAAGAAGAGCUUAAGGUAGUGGUGACUGAAGUUCUCGGUGGAGGCAAGUUCUAUGUUCAGGCUGUUGAAGAUAAGAAAGUUGCGUCUAUCCAACAGCAACUUGCUUCUUUAAACCUCAAAGAAGCACCCGUGAUUGGUGCGUUUAAUCCAAAGAAGGGCGAUAUCGUCCUUGCACAGUUUAGCGCAGAUAACUCAUGGAACCGGGCAAUGGUUGUAACUGGUCCACGUGGCCCCGUUCAAUCCGCUAAAGACAAAUUCGAGGUGUUUUACAUCGAUUACGGAAAUCAAGAAACUGUUACUUACAGCCAGUUACGACCUCUGGAUGCAUCUGUAUCCUCUGCACCUGGACUGGCUCAGCUUUGCCAGCUGGCAUACUUAAAGGUGCCUACCUUGGAAGAGGAUUACGGACAGGAAGCCGCUAUGUAUUUAAGUGAAAACACACUUAGUGAGCCGAAGGCAUUCAAGGCGGUAAUUGAGGAGAGAGAUGCUUCCGGAGGAAAAGUCAAAGGUCAAGGAACUGGAAACAUUCUCUUGGUAACUUUGAUCGAUGAGGAGUCUGAUACCAGCAUUAACUCCAUCAUGCUCAAGGGAGGAGUAGCAAGGUUGGAGAAAAGGAGGAGAUGGGAGCCGAAAGACAGACAACAAAUGCUGGAUGAACUAGAAAAGUUCCAGGCAGAAGCGCGUACGAAAAGGUUGGGGAUGUGGGAAUACGGUGAUAUCGAGUCUGAUGAUGAUGAGAACCCGCUGCCUAGUGCUAAGAAAACUGGUGCUGGAAAACGUUAAGAAAAAAACCGUUGCAGCUAGUAGAGAUUAUCACAAAGGCUCUACUAAAAUCCUUUGUUUAUGGGAGAGAUGACAUGCUGCAAAGAAAAACUAAAAAGUUGAUGUUUAUGUCCUUUGGAGAUUUUGCCGUUUCUUCUUCUCUCUCUCUUUUUUUUUUUUUUUUUUUUUUUUUUGAGUAGAGGACAGUUUUGACAGUUUUCUUUGUUUUUUCUUUAUCGUCGUCUCCGUAGUCUAUAUUUAUACAGACUCUUAAUAAGGCCAGCAGUGAUGUUGUUAGGAUAAGAGUUUAACUGAGACCAUAAGCGGAUGUUUGUUUGUUUGUGAUAUAAGUUUACAUUCCGUGCUCU
Molecule: messenger RNA, 3513 nt
Organism: Helianthus annuus (common sunflower)
Lineage: Eukaryota; Viridiplantae; Streptophyta; Magnoliopsida; Asterales; Asteraceae
Product: ribonuclease TUDOR 1
Exons: 17
Coding region: 209-3166 (985 amino acids)
Biological process (GO): regulatory ncRNA-mediated gene silencing; mRNA catabolic process
Cellular component (GO): nucleus; cytosol; RISC complex
Molecular function (GO): nuclease activity; RNA binding
Source: RefSeq, a predicted model, not a curated record